This is a messenger RNA of Plenodomus lingam JN3, 1647 nucleotides long. RefSeq lists its product as uncharacterized. NCBI's taxonomy places the organism in Eukaryota, Fungi, Ascomycota, Dothideomycetes, Pleosporales, Leptosphaeriaceae. Gene Ontology annotation, molecular function: 2 iron, 2 sulfur cluster binding; flavin adenine dinucleotide binding; oxidoreductase activity, acting on NAD(P)H. The record is from RefSeq and is a predicted model, not a curated record. Gene Ontology annotation, cellular component: cytoplasm.
AUGGCGAAGGAAUUCAAGCUCAAGGACUUCACAAGCUUGAAUCUAAGAAACGGCGAGAAGAAGGAGGUCGAAGUCGAGGGUGUAGAGGGAGGCAAAGUCUUGCUUCUGAAAAUACAGGACCAGGUCCAUGCUACCUCGUCCAAUUGCACGCAUUAUGGUGCUCCAUUGGUCAAGGGUAUACUUACACCUGAGGGAAGAUUGACCUGUCCAUGGCACGGAGCCUGCUUCAAGGUUUCGACGGGAGAUGUUGAGGACGCACCUGCACUUGACCCAAUCUCCAAGUAUGAAGUAUUUGAAAAGGAUGGUGGGGUAUACAUCAGGACCGACGAAGACACCCUCAAGGCCAACCGAAGAAGAUUGAAUAUCAAGUGUUCAUCCGUGAGCGACGACAAGGUUCUUGUAAUAGGCGGCGGCUCGGGAACAGUCGGUGCCAUUGAAGGUCUCCGAGGGGGAGGCUACACUGGUCAGAUUACUGUGAUCUCAAAGGAAGGAUACCAGCCUAUUGACCGCACCAAGCUGUCGAAAGCUCUACUGGCCGAUCUCUCCAAGGCUGCCUGGAGAUCAAAAGACUACUACAAGGACGCUUCGAUCGACAUUAUUGAGGAUGAGGCCGAGAGCGUCAACUUUUCCGGGAAGAAGGUUUUGACCAAGUCUGGAAAGACUUAUGACUACUCAAAACUGAUCCUGGCGACUGGGGGUACUCCCAAUCAGCUGCCACUGGAUGGGUUGAAGGGUGACCUCGGUAACGUUUUUUUGUUGCGUACCUUGGCAGAUACACAGAACAUUGUCAAGGCUGUUGGAGACAAUGGCAAGAAGAUUGCCGUCAUUGGGAGCUCCUUCAUCGGUAUGGAAGUGGGGAACUGCCUUGCGAGCAUGAAGAACGACGUGACGAUAAUUGGAAUGGAAGAAGAACCAAUGGAGCGUGUCAUGGGCAAGAAGGUCGGCAAGGUCUUCCGUGGACUGUUGGAGAAGAAUGGUGUCAAAUUCAGGAUGGGUGCCAGUGUGGAAAAGGGAACAGCGUCGUCGAGUGACCCGGCCAAGGUCGGAGCCGUCCAACUCAAGGACGGCACCAGCAUCGAGGCCGAUCUCGUGAUUGAGGGUGUAGGCGUGAAGCCAGCGACGCAGUUUCUCAAGGACAACUCGAGCGUGACGCUGGAGAAGGAUGGAUCAUUGAAGGUGGAUGAAUCCUUUGCCGUCAAGGGACUACAGGACGUGUACGCCAUUGGAGACAUCGCCACCUAUCCCUAUCACGGGCCCGGAGGCAACGGCUCGCCCGUUCGCAUCGAACACUGGAACGUGGCACAAAACGCUGGACGGUCGGUAGCCAACAGGAUCAACGCACCUGGAGCGCCAGCCAAGCCGUUUAUCCCUGUCUUCUGGUCCGCCCUCGGUUCGCAACUGCGGUACUGCGGUAACACGAUGAAUGGGUACGACGACGUGGUGAUCCAGGGCAGGACAGAGGACCCGGCGUUUGUGGCCUACUACACCAAGGAGGAGACGGUGGUUGCGGUCGCGUCCAUGGGCAAGGAUCCCUAUGUUGCACAGUGCAUCGAGCUCAUGAGGCGGAAUCGGAUGCCGAGCAAGAGUGAGCUGCAAAAGGGCGUGGACGUGUUGGACAUUGGUCUGCCCAACGAGGUGAAGAUGUAG